This is a messenger RNA of Pimephales promelas (fathead minnow), 2886 nucleotides long. It is a transcript of the gene tnfrsf21, whose product is annotated as tumor necrosis factor receptor superfamily, member 21. Gene Ontology annotation, biological process: humoral immune response; signal transduction; negative regulation of T cell proliferation. Gene Ontology annotation, cellular component: plasma membrane. Lineage: Eukaryota; Metazoa; Chordata; Actinopteri; Cypriniformes; Leuciscidae. Gene Ontology annotation, molecular function: protein binding. The record is from RefSeq and is a predicted model, not a curated record.
CUUUGCGGCACAGGGAAGAGAAUCCGUAACCUGGACAAACAGCAGCCAGACUUCAGUCCACAGAUCCAUCCAUCAUCGCUAUGGGAAUUAUAGCGUUCUUCUUCCAAAACGAAGCGCUUACCCCCUACUACUUGAAACCCGUCCACCCCGGGCAACAGACUAUAAAAAGGCGUCAGUGGACGAAUUUUGUGCACUGAGGGAAUAAGCCAGCGAAGGGACAAUACCUCACAAUGUGGGUGUCCUGUUGAUGCGGAGAUGCUGAUGCUCCACCUAUGAAGCCGAAAAGUAACAGAUGUGGACCUGGGCAUAUUUAAACAAGAGUGAUUCCAUUGGGACGAUGCCUGGGAAAAUGUCUAUGACUUGUUCGUUGAUGCUUCUGCUGGUCGGUGACGUCUUAACCCACACACUGACCCCCAGCCCGACCACAGAGAAGCCCUUGUCUCCUCGGCACUACCAACACAUCGACCCCGCCACUGGUAACAAGCUGGUUUGCGACAAGUGUCCGGCAGGCACCUACGUGUCCUCCCACUGCACAGAGGCCAGCAUACGGGAAUGUAGCCCCUGCCCGGACGGCACCUUCACCCGGGGUGAGAACGGAGUUCAGCAGUGUCACCGCUGUCAGAGAAGCUGCCAGGCCCCUUUUGUUGAGAAAACUCCCUGCACAUCCACCACUGAUCAGUUGUGCGUGUGUCCGCCAGGUAGCUUCUCCCUGGGUGGGAAGUGUCAGCACCACUCAUUAUGUCCACCGGGGUGGGGCGUCCGAAAGCGAGGAAGUGAAACAGAGGAUGUGCGCUGCCGGCCAUGUCAGCGUGGCACCUUCUCCAACGUGGCAUCAGAUGCUCUGAGAUGCCAAGCUCACUCAGAUUGCGCUUCUUUGGGCUUAACGCUGCUGAUUAAAGGCACAGAGAAGACAGAUAGUGUGUGUGGCCCAGUGAGUUCAGUCUAUGUCCAACUUGGAGAGGCCUCCAUUUCCACUGUUUCCAGCACUGAGUCAGCAUAUAGAGCAAGUACUGCAGUUUUACCAACUGCAGAGACUCAGGAUGUAGCCGAGCCAGCCCUAAGUAGCACAGAAACGGCCCUCGGCACCGAAGACAUUCCCACAACCACAGCUUCCUCCAAGGCUAGUGAGGAGGAUGGAGGACUCUUAAUCGCUGCAACUCAGGACCUUCCUAAAUCACAACACAAGCUCCCUGUAUCACGAGACCCACAGCUUGACAACCAACAGGCUGUGGAGACUCUGUCUGAGGGCAAGGCCCAAGGUUUGGGCUACCGGCCUAUCCGCAGGGGUUCGCCGAGGCCUAGCACGCACAAGCACUUUGACAUCAAUGAGCACCUGCCUUGGAUGAUAGUCCUGCUGCUUCUGCUGGUGCUGGUAGUGAUCGUGGUAUGCAGCGUGAAGCGCAGUUCGCGGGUGCUGAAGAAGGGUCCAAGACAGGAUCCCAGUAGCAUCAUGGAGAAAGCCAUCCACAAGAAGCCUAGCUCUCCAGUGCAGACCAAGGAGAGGUGGAUCUACUACUCAAACGGACAGGGUGUUGACAUCUUGAAGUUGGUGGCAGCACAGAUUGGCAGUCAGUGGAUUGACAUGUACAAGUCUCUGGCCAGUGCCAACGAGCGAGAGGUGGCCGCCUUUUCCAACGGCUACUCGGCAGAUCACGAGAGGGCGUACGCUGCCCUGCAGCACUGGACCAUACGUGACAGUGAUGCCAACCUGGCUAAGCUGAUCAAUGCCCUUCACCGCCAACGCCGCAUUGACGUGGUGGACAAGAUACGCAGUGUCAUGGAAGACAAUCCUCAGGUUGACCUGAACAAGCUAAUGACGGCUGUGAAUGUAAGCCAUUGUCUGAGCCCCAGCCAUAAGCCUUUAGAGUCGCCCGGUGUGGUGGUGGAGCAGUCCCCCAUGGAGCGCACCAAGGGAUUCUUUCCCGACGAAUCUGAGCCACUGCUGCGCUGUGACUCCACUUCCAGCAAGGACUCUGCCCUCAGCCGGACAGGCUCUUUUAUAACCAAAGAGAAAAAGGACACUGUGCUGCGGCAGGUGCGUCUGGACCCCUGCGACCUGCAGCCCAUCUUCGAUGAUAUGCUGCACAUUCUCAACCCCGAGGAGCUCCAUGUCAUUGAGGAGAUCCCCAUGGCGGAGGACAAGCUAGACCGCUUGUUCGAGAUCGCCGGGGUGAAGAGUCAAGAAGCAAGCCAGACGCUUCUCGACUCGGUCUAUAGUCACUUGCCUGAUCUCCUUUAGACCAUUACAGCAUCUCACUAAAGUGACGGACACACAAAUGUGCACUCACUCCGUUCCAUUGUGGGCUUCAGUCACGUGCACGCAAUUUUAAAACCUCUGGAAUGCUCAGACGGGAGUUCAUCUGCACACCAAGAGCUGCUCCUUGCGCUAGCAUUCAUAUAGCGUGAAUGAAGAGUUCUCUGGAUACAGCUGGUGUCAAUGCUAUAACCUCUCUAACAUGCAGCAUAUUCUUGCACACACACCUCAGCAUGAUGUCUAACUCAAAAAGCUAUGUGAUGUAAAUUAUAAACCGGUUUUGUAAAUUGUUAAAUCUACCAUUUAGUCCCUUGACCUUGUUUUUAUUUUAUUUUAUAAUUGCAACUUUUCAAAUUAACACAUCCUAAUUAGCAAGGUACUUUUGUUCCUUUUUUUUUUUUGUUCACAAGUAUUACUACUGUAGCUUGUUUAGAUCAUUUGUUGCCACUUUGUUUGUGUUUUAUGUGAUUUCAAGGGCAUUGAAAAUCAUUCCUACUGGUUAUGAUACAAAUCAUGACUGUGGAUAAUGUGCAUUCAUUAUACAACUCUUAAAAUAAACUCCCUUCCCAUGUGCUUCUCCAAUAAAAGAGGACAAAAACAAGUAUGAUUGCGAAGGAAUUUCACACAGGCUA